This is a messenger RNA of Pogona vitticeps (central bearded dragon), 2647 nucleotides long. It is a transcript of the gene NICN1, whose product is annotated as nicolin 1, tubulin polyglutamylase complex subunit. Gene Ontology annotation, cellular component: nucleoplasm. The record is from RefSeq and is a predicted model, not a curated record. NCBI's taxonomy places the organism in Eukaryota, Metazoa, Chordata, Lepidosauria, Squamata, Agamidae.
AACAGAGGCGCUCCCUUAGGGAAGCCGGAAGAGGGCGUCCUGCGUGACGUACGGGGCUGCCAUGUUGGUAGUGGCACGGGAGAGGGGGAACCUGCGCCGUUAUGCCCGAGCCGCUCUCUUCUCGUUCCAAGCGGCAGGUCGUUCAGCGGACGAGGGAAGGUUGCGAGGGGAGAGACCUUCAGCAGGACCCUUAAGGGAUCGGGAGCGAGCGGACGCAUGGGGACCAUGGCCCAUGAGCCGGCGCCCUGUACUGUCAAGAGCCCAGUAGCACUGCAAGUGGGCGACAUGAGGACUGAACUAGGCCGGCCUGGUGUUUUGGUGAUUGAUGUUGUGCUUCCACAUUCACAGACCAUUGAUCUGCACGAGAUUGUGUUCAAGAAUUACUACACAGCCUUUCUAACUCUGCGAGUGCAGCGCCGCAACCCUGCAGAUGGUGGGGAAGAGAGCCCUUCAAAAUGGGUUACCUGCCUGAGGAACUACCGGCUGAUGCCCAACCCACACACAGAGGAAGGCUCUCAAGAUUACUUCUCUCUUUCCAGACAUCAGAUGCUUUGUGAUGUGGACCGGGUCGCUGCCAUGCGUUUCAUCCUGCGCCAGCCAUCUCCAGUGUGGCUGCAUUUCACCAUUGAGGAGUUGCAGCUUUUCCCUGGGAGUCAGAAGAGUCCUCAGAAAGGCUUUCCUGCUUGGCUUUCUUACCCAUCAUCACAGGAGCCACCAACAAAUCUACAUGAUGGACUCCCUGAUGCGGGCAAAGUGUCUUCUGAAGUGCAACAAAUGUGGGUUCUGACUGAGAUGCUCCAGACCAAUCAACCAGCCACACGAAUUGGACGUUUUGAUGUGGAUGGUUCCUAUGAUUUGAAUCUCUUGUCCUACACUUGAGUUUUCUUCUUGGGUUAGAAGACAACAAGGCAACUCGAAGCUGAACUCUCUGGGUUUAUUUCCAAAAUCCCUACAUUUCGGAUUUGCUUGAAGCAGAAAGAAAGAUGACUACAUACAUCUGAUGGCUUCAUGUUGUAGUCCUCUCCCUUUGUUAUUUUGAGGCAGCAUUUUGGCCUCUGACUCUCCAAGUCAUUUGUGGAAAACAGCCUCUGUAACCCUGCAUUUCACAUAAAACCGUGGAAGACUGGAUUCUCCAAAUAGAAGCAACCUUACUCGGACCUGUCAUUUUCUACUUUGCUUUUCAGAACUUUCUACUUUAUUCAAGCUUCUUUUUAAGUAUCCUCUUCAAGAACCUGAUACUGGAAAAACAGGGAGAAACAAAACCCUUUCUUUGGCAAUGGAAUGACUUAAAAUGCCAAGACCUUCGAGCAGUUUGUUCUGAAAUCCAAGGAUGGGACAUCCAAUUAUGUGAUGAAUUCCUCUGCUGUGGCUACCUCACUUGCAAUCCUAGAAAGCAUACUUAUUAAAAAUAUACAGUAUUUGGGGGAGGGGAAUAAGGGAAGUUUCCUGAGUACUUCAAAUUCCCUAUUCUUUUUAAAGCGAGAGUGGACUGUUUUUGUGGAUGUUUAGAUCAAGGAUGGAUCAAGUGCCAUCUUCCGCACACUGUUGGAUUGUGACACUCAGUAUUUACUCUGCUAGUUAGGGUUCAGGGGAGAGGCUGUCCAAAAACAUCUGGAAGUCCGCCCUUCCUCUAGACGUUGCUAGGUUCUGUUUCACAGCAGAUGUGCUCAAGCAUAUCUAGUAGUCAACAGCGUGACCUCUGUGUAGACAUAGAUUCUUGACCUUAGUGAAAUGUGAAUAGCUUAGUUCAUGAUUGCAGAGGCUUAACCCUGACAUUUCCCAAGCUAGCAGGGCCAUAAUUACAAUGCACUAAUGGUUGUAUUCAGAGAAAAAUAAUGUUAAAUAGAAGUGCUGGUUUGCACUGUGUCAGAGUAGCUGCAUGUUGGUUUUUCAGUUGAAGCCUGGAGCCCUUUGUCAUUUCUAGUUGUGAAAACACUAGAACAAAUCCUUCUGGAGUUCUUGGCUCAGGGACAACAUUACUUUAUAGAAAGUUGGGUUACAUCAAAGUUAGCAGAUGCUAGUAUAUUCUUAAAAAAUUUCACACUUUAACCUUCUGUUUCACCUCCUCAGCUAGCUGUUGCACGGUUGUGUAGCUCUUUUCUUACAUCAAUGAAUUACUUUACUCGCUCAGUAAGUGUUGAGAGCAAGGAUAUAUAAAUUGUUAUGGGGAAAGGAUGGUUUCAGAUUACUUAUGCAUCAAGAACUGCUGUGUUUAAGAAAUCAGGUUCUCAGUUAUCGGUCAGUAAAAGUUAUCUGAAACUUCCUAUCCAAGGGCUGAUCUGACUGCUUAAAAGAGGAUAUCUGGGCACUUUCCCUAUUUGCAUAGUGCCAUAUAGCUUCCAUCUAAAUGCACUUUCCUCAUGGUAAUUGUUACCCAAAGGACCAAGUUAUAGAACAGACUAAAUUAUUGCUGUGGGGUUGUGACUUUUGGGAGGUUUUUAAAUGCUGGACCUUAGAUCUCAGGAGCAAGCUUGUACUAUUUGUUUGUAGCUGAGUAGUUUUAAUUCCUGUUAUUUAUUAUGAACUAUUUAUGUUGCUUAUUUAUAACUGGGAAGAACUGCAAUGUUUUCCAAUCUUUUGUAUUAAAUCGGGGUCGAUGUACUUAACUCUUUCCCAGUAGACAAUAAUAAAAAUAAAUCUUAAUUCA